UAAAGUAAGCACUGUCGUAAAGCGAGGUAGUAGCCAAUCAGGAUGACUGAAUGAGAUCACGUGACCACCAGCCAGCCCAGUAAAAAGCUUGAGCCAUUGCUCGUCGAUCUCAUUCCUCAGCUGCUCCUCUCACAAGUCGUACGCUUCACACUAUUGACAAGAUGACGGACGAGGGAAAAUUGUUUGUUGGAGGCUUGAACUUCACUACGACGGAGGAUUCGUUGGCCGGGGCCUUCGGCAAAUACGGAGCCAUCGAGAAAGUGGAUGUGAUCAGAGACAAGGAGACUGGAAGGUCUCGUGGUUUCGGCUUUGUGAAAUACGAAAAUGUGGAAGAUGCCAAGGAUGCCUUGGAGGCCAUGAAUGGCAAGACUAUCGAUGGCCGAAACAUUCGCGUGGAUGAAGCCGGAAAGGGAGGCGGACGUUCCAAUAGAGGGUUCAACUCCGGUGGACAACGAGGUGGGGGAGGAAGAUUUGGCGGUUCCAGGGGCAGAGGUGGCAGUUACAACGGGGACCGAGGAUACGACAGGAGCUACAACGAUAGAGGAUUUGGUGGCGGAGAUAGGAACUUUGGCGGGAGCAGCGGAGGAGGCGGAUACAGAAGCGGAGGCUAUUCCAACAGCUACAGAGACAACAGAGGUCAAGGUGGCUAUGGCGGUGACCGCAGCACAUACCGUGACACAUAUGACAACUAUUCUGGAAACGAGUAAACAUCUCCCUGAUUCAAGAUCAUCACUUGGCUGGCUGUUUUUCAAAGAUGCGCUCCUCAAGGAAAAAAACGUCCACGUGUUAUUGCUGACCCUUAGUUUUGUAGUUCUGUUGUUGUAGCUCAAGCAUCUUUAAAAGAAUGUAGCCAUGAGUUUUGGUCAUUCCUUUUUUUUCUAAACAAACCCAAGAGAUCCAUGUUUAAACGGGAAUAUUGAUUAAGCUUCUUUCCUUGCCUGGGAGGUCACAUGAUUCCUCCUAACUAAAGUACGUAAUUAGUGUCACCAGGCCAAAGCCGUUUUUGGGAUCAAACUACACCUUCCCCAUGGCUUUUCUUUGCACUGCCACAAAUGCGGUGAGCCUUUUUGUCCAGAACGUUCAAGUGUUACCUGGUCCUUAGUCUUUUUUUUAUAUUAAAACUUGAUGGGGCCUGUUUUUUUUUGCCCUCUUGAUCACUGACCGACCUCCUGCCAGGUUUUAACUUUGAGGAAAGAUCCAUUUGCUCUUAAGGGAAUUUUAUGCCCUUUCACAAUUAAACAUAGUGUUAAAUUUUCCCAAAAGCGUGACUUCCUUUCAGACUUGUGAACUACAAACCCGAAUUAGGCCGGCUGUCCAUGAGGUUGCAAACAGCAGCAUGUGACAGUCAGGCCAACGUAUCUUCUGUGCUCUGCUUAACAUCUACAUUUUUUUAAAUGUGCUGUAUAAAUGGACAAAUCUUGUCAAGUGAUCCAAACAAAAUGUAACUUAGUUUCCAAAAAGUAAAAUCUCGAUCGGGAACAGACUUGUACUACUUAUGUUCUUUGUAUGGUCUUUUUUCUUUGUCAGUUCGGCUUCAUGGAGCCCAUUAAACAGAUUGUGGAAAAUA
Nerophis lumbriciformis (worm pipefish) is the source of this 1567-nucleotide messenger RNA. It is a transcript of the gene cirbpa, whose product is annotated as cold inducible RNA binding protein a. Gene Ontology annotation, molecular function: RNA binding. The record is from RefSeq and is a predicted model, not a curated record. Lineage: Eukaryota; Metazoa; Chordata; Actinopteri; Syngnathiformes; Syngnathidae.